AAACAACUGCGUUGUUGUUUAUGGAUCCUACUUUAAUUGAAUUUCCUAAAGGCUUCAUGGAUGAUAACGGAAAUGAGGUUAAUGGUGAAAACAAGCCGAACGGUAGCCAGACACCAUAUUAUAACGUUAAAUCACAAGGACACACCUACGUUGGGGACGGUACAACAGUCAAUAUUAGUAAAGAUAAAAGAAAAACCACAAAUGUGGUAAAUGUAUAUAAUGUGAACAUCGUGCAGCCGAAUACUGAUGACAAAGAAGGGUUACCUGCGGAUUGCACGGUUCGACAGUUAACCGGAGUUUCCGAAGAAGAGAAAAAGCCCAAUGACGUUAAGUAA
Molecule: messenger RNA, 335 nt
Organism: Dendronephthya gigantea
Lineage: Eukaryota; Metazoa; Cnidaria; Anthozoa; Malacalcyonacea; Nephtheidae
Exons: 3
Coding region: 21-335 (104 amino acids)
Source: RefSeq, a predicted model, not a curated record